UUCACAUUUAUCUUCUUUCAAUUCUAACACAAUCUAACUAUACAUUGUUUUUUGAAGUUUAGCCAAUGUCAGUUCUACAUUCAGAAAAAAAAGUCAAAUGUUUAUUACGAUCUUACAAUUUUGGCCUACUAAAACUAAAAAUGCUUUAUUUUUUAAUUUGAAAAUCCCAUGCAAAAAUCCCAAAGGUGCCUUUCAUGUUUAAGCUUUAAUUAGCAACCACUUUGGUCUCUGACACAUAUUGUGCAGAUAUUGAAGUGUUAAUAUUACUGAAGCUUGAUUACAAAAGGCAAUGAUUAAUUUUAAAGCAGACUAAAAAGAUAUGCCCUGAUUACAAAGGAAUGAUUAAGGCGGAAUGUCAGACGUUGCACAUUUAUAGCAGUCUUUGCCACAGUCAAAGGAUAAGACGUUGCAGUUUAUAUUUAGAAUCACGGGUACUUAGUUCUUCAUAAUGCCGGGUGUUUGCGCCUCGGAGAAAGAUCACCACAAGUCCAAGUACGGCCUUAAGACUUUUGGGGCCACCUGGCCAAAGCGAAGCCCCUGACGCAGACUGGACCCAACGAGACGCCGUAGUUCAGUCCCCACCCGGCGAGGCCAACCGGAGGUCCCUGCUGCGGCCUGCAGGAAGGGCUCCAGCCCACGCUGUUGUUAGCAAGUACACGGAUUACCGUGAGACAGAACCCUGUGAGGACGUUCGCCCAAAAAAGGGAGGGGGUGGAGGGGAAAGGCCAGCAACACCGAGGGGUGCUACCUAGGCCGGCUCAGACGCCAUACCUGGGCGCCUCCAUUUUUAUUUGCCACCAGCACAGACAGGAAACCCGCGAAGGCCCGGGGCCUCGACUGGGGGGAGCUGCGUUCAGUCGGGAACGAAAGCCGGGCUUCUGCCCCAGGCAGGGCGAGGGUGCAGGGUGCGAGGGGGGUGAACGGCUGUCCUUUGUUAGCCUCGCCCAUCCAGAGUCCAGGCCAGCCCGGGGAUAGCCCCGAACCGCCCUCCUUCCUCACUCCGCAGUGCCCCUCGCACUCCUCGCCCGAGGGACCGAAAGGCGUCGACGGAUCCGCGGGAGCCAGGCCCGAGAUGAGUUUAGAGUCCCUGUUUCGGCACAUCAUCUUCUCGGAGCAUCAGGCCGAGGAGGGUCGCCGCGUGAUCCGAGAAGUAAGGUCCGAGAUAAACAGAUGUCGUGAAGAAGUGAAGAGAGCAGCCGAGCUGCUGAACGAGGAGAAAGCCAAGUUGGAAUCUAAGGUUCAACAGUUUUCUGAAAAAGCCUUCCUCUUACAGCUUUGGAAAAUUCAUGAAAAUGCCUUAGAAAGACAGUGUAGUGAAAUUACAAACCAGAGGAAUAUGCUUCUCCAAACCUUUGGGGCUACAAAGAAAAAAGUGACCGAGGAAGAAGAAAAAUUUAUUAAGGAAAUUGCAGACUUCAAUAAUGAGUAUGAAGUAACAAAGAAAAGAAAGCUUUUGAUGAAAGAAAAUGUCAAGAUUGAAAUAUCUGCCUUAGAAAACCAGGCAAACAUUUUGAAGAGGGAAAUAAAAUCGAUGGACCAUGAUAGUGGCCAGUUAUGUGAACUUCAAAAACAAAAGAGUGAAGUAGUACAAGAAUUACUUACUGUGCAGAGAAAACUUAAAGUUUUUGAAGAUAAAAAGAUUGAAGCCAUUUGUACUACCAAAUACCUAGAGGCAGAAAAAGCAAAGAUCAAUGAAAAGCCUCAAAAUGAUGCUGAGUGCUUAAGACUUAAAAAAGAAUUAGAACUUUAUAAGGAAGAUGACAUGCAAAGUGCUUGGGAAGCUCUCCAAACAGAAAUAGAAGUUUUGGAGUUGACAUUGGCACAGAAGGAUCUUCAGGAAAAUAAAUAA
Molecule: messenger RNA, 1849 nt
Organism: Neogale vison (American mink)
Lineage: Eukaryota; Metazoa; Chordata; Mammalia; Carnivora; Mustelidae
Gene: CCDC172
Product: coiled-coil domain containing 172
Exons: 8
Coding region: 1073-1849 (258 amino acids)
Cellular component (GO): cytoplasm
Source: RefSeq, a predicted model, not a curated record